AUGGUUUUGAUUGGCGAGACUGGUUCUGGAAAGAGCACUCAGUUGGUUCAGUUCCUUGCUGAUUUUGGUAUAGGAUCGAGUGAGACUGUUAUAUGUACACAGCCGAGAAAGAUUGCAGCCAUCUCAAUUGCUGACAGGGUGAAAGGAGAAUGCCGUGGCUGCUAUAAAGACAGUAACAAUUCUGUUAUUGCUUAUCCAGCUUUUUCCUCCAACCAGCAGUUUGGUUAUGCAACAGACCAUUGCUUGCUGCAGCACUUAACGAAAGACAGGAACUUGCCUGGGAUUUCUUGCUCACGAAAGAAGCUUGAGCACUGA
This is a messenger RNA of Linum tenue, 315 nucleotides long. NCBI's taxonomy places the organism in Eukaryota, Viridiplantae, Streptophyta, Magnoliopsida, Malpighiales, Linaceae. The record is from the annotation of a GenBank genome assembly.